AUGAGCGCCGCGGUCCGGGGCGGGGCUGCCGUUAAGGUGGCUCCGCCGCCGGCCCCGUGCCCCGCCCGCACCGCGCCCCGCACCGCCCCCCGUGCCCGGCGGCGCCGCUGCUCCCGCGGCGCACGGAGCGCGGGCGGACGGGGAGGUGCGCGGUACCUCGGGGUCCCGGAGCGGGGUCCUGAAACGGGGCGGGGGCCACCGGAGCUGGCACCAAGUGACGGGUGUGGGCAGCCACCGGCCGCACUGCCCGCCGGGGCGAAACCCGCCUGGCAGCCCCGAGCCCGGGGGAACAGGAGCGGCCCCGCCGGCCCGCCCCGAGCCGGGCACCGCACGGAGCCUCGCGGGGAGCGGGCGCUGCGGCAGCGGGGGGAGUCACUACCCCGUUCCCCCGGAGGGACAAACACCCACCAGGCCACGGGGCCCACAGAUCGCCGGCGGGACACGGUGCUUCAGGUGCUCGCGGAUGCACAUCACGCGCGGCGCGACCGCGGCACAAAGGAACGAAGGGGAUGCCUCGCUCCUCGCUACGGGAACGGCGGCAACGGAGGGAGAAGCGAGGCCGCCGGCCCCUGCGCCGCGUCCCUGCACAGGGUCAGCGGUCCGGACCGACGGCUGCUCCGGCCGGGGCCCCGCAGCCCGGCUCCGCACCCGGCGCGGCUCCGGGUCAGCGGCGGCCCCGCGCCCGGGGCUCCCCCGGCGCCGCCGCCGUCGCGCCCCCUCUGCGCCUGCGUGCGCGCCGUCGGAGCGGCUCUUCCGAACGGGCACAGCGCCCCCUGGCGCCCGCCCGGCCCCCGCCGCACCCCCGCCGGGCGGCGAGGCCCCGCUCUGUGCCCCGGUUCGAGCCUGCGCCCCCCCUCCGCCCCGGCGGCGGAGAGCCCCCCCUCCGGCCCAGGGUCCGUGCCCCCGUUCCGCCCCGGCGGCGGAGAGCCCCCGCUCCGGCCCAGGGUCCGCGCUCCCCCUCCGCCCCGGCGGCGGUCGGAGAGCCCCCGCUCCGGCCCAGGGUCCGUGCCCCCGUUCCGGCGCGGCGGCAGACAGUCGGGCCGGACGGGGCGGGCCGGGACCCGCGAGCAUUCCUCGGCGCGGAAGGGCAGGGUCGGGUGCGGGGGAUGUCGGGCGGGCUCGCCGAGAGCGGCCGCCCGGAUUCGUCUUGGGGCACCGGCGCCGCCGCCCCUCCCUUCCUCGGCCCGUCCUGCGGCUUCUCCGGGGGCCCUGGGCGGGCAGCCCACCGCCCCGGGAUGCCGCCGCUCCUUCCCCAGCCUCUGCUCGCCAUGGGCACAGAACGGCCCUUAG
This is a messenger RNA of Vidua macroura (Pin-tailed whydah), 1290 nucleotides long. RefSeq names its product basic proline-rich protein-like. The transcript has 2 exons. The coding region runs from base 1 to 1290 and encodes 429 amino acids. The record is from RefSeq and is a predicted model, not a curated record. Lineage: Eukaryota; Metazoa; Chordata; Aves; Passeriformes; Viduidae.